AGCCAACACACUUCUAAGAUACCCCCCUCUUCCAUGGCAUUGAUUGGGUUGGGUUUUGUCAUUAAAAGUUUCUAGUAGAGUAGUACCAUGACGGCAUCUUCUCCCUUUUCUACCGGUAUGAGUGGUAGUGGCAGCAGCAGUUUAACGAGACGAGAAAAGCUGUUGCUGUUGCUGAUUCCCACGCUGUUUGUGCUGGGAUCCAACUUGAAGUCCUUUAUCAGUGUGAAUCAAUCCAAUACCAACAUUAUUGUGGAACAUGUCGAUGUCUACACAGAUACUGCUACUACUAUAGAUAGAGACGAGCCGAACCCAACUCUGUAUCCUCCUCCUUCCAAAGAAUAUGAAGAGCAAGACAUUGUGGUGGCCAUGGACAGUGGCGUCAUUGCCAAAGAGGAACACAAUCUACACAAAGAAGAAACUCAAGAAGAACGGAGAGAAGUGCAACUGGCAUUAAAAGCACAAGAGCAGCAAGAUGAGAAAGAUAAUCAAGAUCAAGAAGAAGACAAAGAUACCGAACAAGAUAAUGCUCAGGAAGAUAAUGAAGAAAAUGCUACCCCUGACAAUGUCAAUGCCAAUACAAAGACGAACAAUCAAAACGAUGAUGAUCAUGUUACUCCUGAUGAAACCAUACAAAUACAAACGAAAGAAUAUCAGCCAGAUUCAGAUUCAAAAACUCUACAUGUAGAACAACCAGCAGAAAAAGCAGAAGGAGAAGGUCAAGACACCCAGCUGGAAUCUUCCAAAACUGACACUACCACCAUUAUUCCAAUCCACAACAAGAAUACUACCGAUGCCGAGAUUGCCUUUUAUCAAAACUACGUGUCCGUCAUUGGACGACAAGACUUUAGUAAUAUGAUGGUCUGGAAUACCCGCGAUCGAACGCAUCCUCUUGGCCGAUUUUGGGGAUUCUGGGAACGUCUCUCGUAUUUCAAAUUCCCCAAAGAAAAGGAUCCCGAUAUUCCCGCUCGACGAACCAUGCGUCAUGCCAUUGUCCGGGUCGAUACUGGCAUUUGUCGUGCCGCUCGCUAUUUUGCAUCUUAUCGCAGUAAACGGGCACCAGGUGAUACAUGGCCCCAUGUCCUCUUGGUCGCCAUGCACGAAGAUUACGGAGCCUUUUCCUCGGCCAUUCCGGGACGGACCGGGGAUACCAAAAACUUGCAUGAGGAAUGGAAGAAACAAAAAUGCAAUGAACGCAUGAUUCUGGAAUAUAUCAAUCAUCCCGAGACCUUGGCCAUUUUCACGUGUCAAUAUCAGAUUUGGAAUCAUGCCAAAAUUCAUUCCGUGCCAUUGGGCAUGCGCUACGGCACACAAGCACGACAAAUUCUCAAUCGUGUUCGGGAGAAACGACAGAAACUACAAAAGAACAAGUACAAGGGACGCACCCAACUGCUCAUGAUGAAUUCCAAAAAACGCAAAAUGCGUGCCGCCGUCAUGGAUGCCGUACUCGAGAAAUUCAAUGCUUCUGGUAUUCCACUCAAGAAUACGUACACCACCCGCGGAGGUCUCACUGGCUAUUUGGACGAAAUGCAAGCCGCCAAAUUCAUCAUGUCACCGUCCGGGACGGGCAUUGAUUGUUAUCGGCAUUGGGAAGCCUUGUUGAGUGGAUGCAUUCCCGUCAUUGAAACGUGGAAUCGAACCCAUACGGAUGGAUAUUUCAAGAGUUUUGAUCAUUUGCCCGUGGCAUUGAUUGAUUCCUAUCACGACCUGACACCGGAAUGGUUGGACGUACAAUACACCAAACUCAUUCAGCGAACUGAUUACGAUUGGACCAAGUUGACGGCAUCAUGGUGGAUCGAACUGAUUCAGUCCUAUCUGCCAGCCGAAUAUAAACAACAACCACCAAAACAACAACAGCUACCAUCCUCCUCAGCGAUCAACAAGAAGGAAAGGAAACGACAAAGGAGGGCAUAGUUGAACUCGACUCGACUCGCACCAUCGAGAUAUGUGCGUGCUUCCGCGCUACAAUACGUGAACAGCGUGCUCGUGGACCGUCGAUCUUGCCACGAUGACUGCACUGUACACAAAAGAUGACAACAACGACAACAACUCAACUUCGGAAAGACCACGACCACCGCCCCGGCGUGAAAAAAAGUUGCGCAUCUGCCCUAGCAUUAGUCUACUCGAAUCGGACAGUGCUUCAAGUGCAACGGUCUGCCUGGAAUCUUAUAGGUAGCCUGUGCAGAGCAGAGGCUAACGCAGUGGCAGCUCGCAUAACUCGCUACUAGUUUGAGUUUUACAGUAACCAUUGCUUAGCUCGAAGCUAUUUGGGCCAGUUUCUUCUUCCUCAGACGUUAUACUCAUUUCUUUCGAACUAGCGUUCGUCAUUUCCGUGAUGGGAAUCAUUUUCAGAAGCGUCUUCAGCGCUCAAGUACACCCCAGGGAAUGGAAGUUGCAGGCGUGAGGCAGCACGGUUGAUGUCCCUAGGACUGAUAGCCGCAGUUCCUUCGUAUUUGAAUGCUGUAUCUAGCAACCAUUCGGUGAGGCCAAAGAGACGAUCACAAAUCUUGGCCGCCACCGAAUCAGGAUCCUCUAUUUCAAAACUAAAUCCUGCCGCGCGCAUCAAAUGGAUGACAAGGCGCCGCUCCGUCCCCUUGUCAGUGUCCCUAUCCGAAGCAUGCGUCGGGUCUUCAUAAAGCCAGUAAUGCAGGAAUUGUUCAAAUGGCAGCCCAACACGAAAAGCCUUAUCAAGGUCUGAGGCUCGAAAGGGUUCAGGUGCCUCCAAGUUUUCGGAUUGAAGAAGCAUGAUCAUGAUCGCAGCUCUCAGUAGUUGAAUCAUGUUGUAUUCCACAACACGAGCGACGGCGAUCAGCGUGUCGCGUCGUGUGCACGUUAGUCCUUCCUUGCAUACAAUCUUGGCUACCAAGGCACCCCAGGUUUCUAGACCAAAGACUUUCAGGAUGUAGGACUUCUCACCAUCAAAUUCGAUGUAUCCAAAGUUGUUUGCAACGUUGUUUGUCUCAAAAUGAUGCCCUUCCUUGUGCUGCCUGACACUUGUAAGGAUGUGUGCUGAGAAGGCUUGGCUACGAUUCGUCUGCUGAUACGCGUCCCAAUCGUCCCAAUCGUCAUCCCAAUCGUCGCAAUCGUCG
This is a messenger RNA of Seminavis robusta, 3086 nucleotides long. The record is from the annotation of a GenBank genome assembly. NCBI's taxonomy places the organism in Eukaryota, Bacillariophyta, Bacillariophyceae, Naviculales, Naviculaceae.